Messenger RNA from Papilio machaon (common yellow swallowtail), 2328 nucleotides. RefSeq lists its product as uncharacterized. The record is from RefSeq and is a predicted model, not a curated record. Bases 388 to 2124 code for a protein of 578 amino acids. The transcript has 2 exons. Lineage: Eukaryota; Metazoa; Arthropoda; Insecta; Lepidoptera; Papilionidae. Gene Ontology annotation, molecular function: nucleic acid binding.
CGUCUCUUUGAUCCAUUUGGAUGGUUAGCACCAACCAUAAUACUUGCCAAGAUACUAAUACAGAAACUUUGGUUAUGUAGCGCAGAUUGGGAUGAGCAGUUGCCGCAAGAUUUAAUAGAUGAGUGGGUAACUUACCGUAAACAGCUUCAACAACUGCAAGACAUCAAGAUUGAUCGGUGGCUACACAUACAACCUGACUGUUCACUUGUACAACUGCAUGGAUUCGCAGAUGCAUCUACUGCUGCCUACUCAGCGGUUUUGUAUAUCAGGGUAGUUAAGGAAGAUGGUGUGACUGUAACACUUCUGGAAAGCAAGACUAAGGUGGCACCACUUAAACAAGUGUCAGUGGCUCGGCUGGAGUUGUGUGCUGCGGUAUUGGUAGCAAGGAUGCUUUCGGAAGCCAAAGAAGUCCUGAAUAUACCUAAAAACAAUGUAUAUGCAUACACAGAUUCAAUGGUGGUGUUAGCUUGGAUCCAGUCACCACCAGUUCGGUGGCAAACAUUUGUUGCUAACAGAGUUGCAGAAAUACAAGGAAGAUUAGACAAUGAUAGAUGGUGUCAUGUAAAGUCAGAAAAUAAUCCUGCAGAUUUGGCUUCAAGGGGAGUGCCUCCUUGUGAAUUAAGAAACAAAACAUUGUGGUGGUUUGGCCCACAAUGGCUAAGUAACAGUGAAAUUGAGCAACGCAAACCUCACAUUCUUAAGACGGAAUUAGAACAAAGAAAACAAACAAUUAAGGUAUUUAAUUGCAAUGUAGAGGACAACAUUCUGAAGAGAUUUUCAACAUUUAAUAGAAUGAUUCGAGUACUAACUUACUGUAGGAGAUUUAUUAAUUGGAAAAGAAACAAAAACAAUAAUAAACAAUUCACCAGUUACUUGUCCGCUGCAGAAUUACAAGAAACAUUAUUCCAGCUCAUCAAGGUUGAACAAGAAAAUCAAUUUAACGAAGAAAUUAGUGACAUCAUAAACAAAGGACAAGUUAAGAAAAGAAGCAGCUUAAGAAAGUUGUCACCCUACAUUGAACAAAAUCUUUUGAGAGUUGGUGGACGUCUACAAGGUGCCAAAGUACCUCAAGAAAUUAAACAUCCCAUAAUUUUACCCAAGAACUCACAUUUAACACACUUACUUAUAAGAGAUGCACAUUUGAAACUGCUUCAUGGAGGUAAUCUACUCACCACCAAUUACAUAAGGUCCAGAUAUUGGGUUAUAGGUUUAAAAUCUCUUGUCAAGAAAUGUAUACACCAGUGUGUCACUUGUGUGAGACAUAAUGCCAGUACCAAACAACCCAUUAUGGGAAAUUUACCAGCUCAACGGGUCCAUCCUGGAAGACCAUUUGAGAUAAGUGGGGUAGAUUAUGCUGGACCUAUCCAAAUUAGAACUUCUAGAAGAUUUGUGGCCAGACGAGGUCAUUGUGCUCACCUAUGGAGUGACAAUGGCACUAACUUUGUGGGUGCGGCUAAGGAGUUAGAAUUUCUAUUCAAGACGACUUCAGGUGGGUUACAACCCCAGAUAGCUGAAAUGAUAGCCAACGAUGGAACUACGUGGCACUUCAUACCGCCAAGAGCACCCAACUUUGGAGGCUUAUGGGAAGCAGGUAUCAAAUCUGUUAAGACCCAUUUAUUGAGAGUAUUAGGGAAUACAACGCUAACAUUUGAAGAAAUGAUUACCUUGCUAGCCCAGAUAGAAGCCUGUCUUAAUUCUCGUCCCAUAUGCGAAUUGAACGAUGAUCCCAACGAUGUGGCCGUACUUACCCCAUCACACUUUUUAAUAGGGGAACCCUUGGUGGCUGUACCACAGAAACAAGAAAAUACAUUUAAUAUCACGCCACAGGAGCGUUGGAAAUUGGUUAGAAAAAUUACUGCUCAUUUUUGGCAAAGGUGGAGCGUAGAAUACUUGCAUCAUUUGCAACAACGACAUAAAUGGAACUCAAAAUCAAAGGCUCCAGAGAUAGGUGACAUUGUUCUUAUAAAGGAACCUUCUCUUCCUCCUACUAAAUGGCUUAUGGCACAAAUUAUAGACACACAUCCAGGUCAAGAUGGAGAAGUGCGAGUGGUAAGCCUGCGAACCAAGUCAGGCUUACUGAAGCGGCCAGUUUCGAAACUGGUUGCUUUACCUUCUUCACAUUAACAACUACGGUGGGCGGCGACAGGAAGAACGGAGUUCUUGGUGGGCGGGAUGUUCACCUAAAUUGCCACGAGAUGGCGUUAUUACAAAUUUUCUUGUCGCCAACCAACGAAGCGGUCGCGGCCGCUUUAAAAAACUGUCAACGAGUCUGCAAAACACCUAACGUCGUGCCGUGAGUUUAUUUUCAAUUUUAAUUAACUUUACUCA